AUGGUUACAGCCAAUGCUGCCAGGAAGUAUUCACGAGGAGCUUAAACGCAGAAGGUGUUAGCUUAAUGCUAACGGUUGAGAAGUGAACAAAGUUCGUUUUCAUUAAUAAAAUAUAAUACGAUGGCGUCUAACUCACACGACGAGCUUCAACUCAGCAAGAAACACGAAGAAAUUUUGGGGAAGAGAGUUGUUUUACUGCAACAGAUGGAGAUUUGUUAUGAGGAGCAAAAAGCCAAGAAAAAGCAUCACGCCACUAUGUCUCAAGCUGCACGUGAAAGGAAUGCAGAAAUACUGGAGGAUUUCCAGAAAGCAGAAGAACGUCUUCGGACACGUCCGCUUCUUCAUCCUGAUGUUCUCAAUCUACAGACUCGUUAUUGGGCCUCGGUGGAUCGGAAGCUUCCAGAAUGGGAAAGCUACUUGCUCGGUAAGAGGCGAGCCCCGAUGAGUGAAGAGAUUAUCCCACAAGGACUCCAGGAAAAGGAAGUUACUGGAAAUGACUCUUCACCUUUACAGAGUAAGGGCAGACCUCCUCGACCCAAAGACAGGUCUGCUGACUGAUUUGAAUUAGGAAAAGGUAGGGUUCAACCAAGGAUCUCUGUAUUAGAAGGUAAUUUCAUGCUAGUAUCUAAAAUUAUGAGAGAUACAGUGACCAGGUUACAGUGCUUUUUUUUAAAAUUAUUUCCAUGAAAGCGUGCAUCUGCUGUUAAUUUUUUACUAAAUUUUUUUAACGCACACUCAUAUAGUUUUUUAACGCACACGCAUACAGUGAGCGUUAAUGAAGCAUUCAAACUGUUUACUUGAGAUUUUGACACUUGACUGGCUCAGUUCAGGCACGAGUAUUUAAAAGUAUUCAUAAGUGUAGGAGGCAGUUCCUUCAAGCAUGGCAUUACACAUUUCCAUAUGCUUCCUGUGUGAAAUCGAAACAUCUGAGAUGAUUCAUUUGCUCUUGAGAGGAAGUGCAUAGAGCAUAAGAAAAGUUUUUUUGGUUUAUUGUGAAGAUAGAAAUGUUUAAGUUGUGCCUUUGUGGACAGUGAAAAUUCCUUUAGGCCUUAUAAGGCAUCUCCAACCUUAAUAACUCAAAAAAAAAAUCUGUCUCUCAGAUAAGUAAUUGAUAUAAUGAACAUAUGUGAAAGCAGACCAGCUUUUUCUAAAUAUGACCUGACCUGAUCGCAAGGCUAAUAACUGUAUCUGUCAAACAUUACAGGUGGAAAGUGUAAACCUGCACUGUACACGUCUUUCCACAAGGUGGCAGUACAGGCUUCUAAUGAAACAAUCCCUAUAACACGUUUGUCAUGAAUCAUAUCACAAACAUAUAGUAUCUAUAUUCAGCAGGAAAAAAUCACAUUUUUAAUGAAUUUAUUGACAUCUUAUGGCUUAAUAAUAGUUAUUAUUAUUAUUAUUAUUAUUAUUAUUAUUAUUAUUAUUAUUAUUAUUAUUAUGACAAAAUAAUAGGUAUUCCUGUAUUUUUUUAGGGGGGAUAAAGAAGAUGAAAGUUAUCUAGUGUAAUAUCUCAGAUGCAAUAAAAAGUAUAUAAUGUAUGUUUUGAUAUAAAUUUUUUUGAUAUAAGGACCAUGUAUGUUUUAAAUUAAAACAUGUUGAAUAUUUAAUGUAGUAUAUGUAAUAAUAAAGAGCCAUUUUCAUAAAGUUUCUUAAAGCAGAGACUCUGCAGGUUCAAGCACCACAAGACGCCUGUUUUUAUUGUUUGGAUGUUUUGUCCAUAUAAUUAUGUACAUAAUGUAAUCUGUGUGUCUGUCUUCUGUUGUUGAAAAAAAUAAGGAAUAAACAAAAGCAGUAGGUGUUCAGUAAAUUGGCAGGAAAUUACUGGACAUAUUACUGGACAUACUUGAAUAAUGAUCCUAAACUUUGAACUGGAUUAUGUUCUUAAAGUAAAUCUGAGGUAGUUUUAAAGAGGUGCAAAAGUUUAAGAACCUGUGUCAUAAGUCAUGCAUAGACCUUGUUUGCAUUCAGUAUUUAUUGCAUUUUUUUUUCAUGUCCCGCAAACCACCAUGGCACCCACGUGCAGUCACCACUUGCAAGUAAUAAUUAUCUAAAUCAAGCUUGUAUGUGCAGGUCUGUUUUGGCAUGUAACGUAAUGAUGAGGUCAUGACUUCUUUAUUGCUCAAAUCCUCAACGAGUACUUUCUCUGUUCACAGUAAUUGCUCUCUUUUGUCUCGUUGAAGGCUGAUUCGAGGUCGCCACUUGCCAUAUGUUCACAAUCGGAAUGAGUUGCCCAUUCUAUAGCAUGAGAUUAGGUGUCUUGAGUUGCUUUGAUACUUUUGAUGCUGUGUGCAGUAAAGUACUGAAUUAAUUUGUGUUCAGACAGAUUGUGAUGAUUUUCUUGCAGCAAAUUGAGUGUACUGCACUUUCUAAAUGGCUGCUUCUUUACUCAUUUCUUUCUUUCUAUUGCUACAACAUUCUCUGUCUUAUUACACUCUGUACUGAGUGACAUGGCAGUCCCAGGAUCGAGCCCUAAUUGCAAUGAUCAAACCUGUGCUGGGUGACGCAGAGUGGCGGCUUGACAAAUGCAAUCAUCCGGAUGGCCGGGGUUGAAGUGGAGCUGCUUGGCAGCUGCCCAUGUUCCUCAGCUGGGACUUGCUCUUACGCCGGAGGUCAGGGCACCAGUCGCCCUGAUGAGUGGGUAGGGAACGAGCGUCUGGGGUGCCAAGGUGGGGGUAGUUAUCAAGAUGUUGAAUUAUCUAAAAGGAUUUUGAAGAGCACGAUCUGGAGCCCUUCCAAAUGACUAGUUAUGAGUUGUGGAUAAUCAUGAAGGAAGCCCUCAAGCUAGGUUGGCCAUGGACACCACUAUGAAGGACAGAAUUGAGUGCAGGACAAACACACACCUAGGCUUCUGCCAGCUCUCCAUACCUGAUGUCUUUAUUUGAUUACUGGAGUGUUAUUACAGCUGAUUUUUUUUGUACUGAUUUUUUUGUGUAGGUAUUGCUAUUCAUGUGUUUCUUUCUUCACAAUAAAAAAAAACAAAUCCACUUUAAUUAACUAUAAUUAUAUACCACUAAUUUUUUUGCCACCUCAUAGCCUGCUUUAAAAUAUUAUGUUUAUUGAGACUGCAAACACUUGUGACUGUCCUACACCACCUGUUAUUUGGUCAUUCAACAGCACAUUGUACUUAUAAUCCUGCAUUGUACUUCCCCGAUCUUAGCCUGUGUGUUAAACUGAAGAUCAGCUUUAGGGUAGAUCUGCAGGUCUGAGUUAAUUAACCUCCUUCCUUUGUGACACAAGGGAGUGGAAGUGAAGGGGGAAUCCUGGGUCAGAGGAUUAACACCGGACAUCUCGGCAUUAGGUUUCCUGCUAAACAAUGAGACUGUUUCCAGAUCAGUUUUCAAUAGUAUCCAGAAAGGACAUUUUAAUAGACUUGUGUAUAGACUUCUGUUGACUGAAUCCUUGCACAGAUGUUUUCUCCUUGGUGGAUAAGCAGCCCUAGUUAUGUUCCCAUUUAUUUUAAAUUGCCAGGCUGUCUGCAUUGAUAGUUGUCUAAUGGGGGAUUUGGGAGGCGGAGGCUGAGGCUGAGGCUGAGGGGAGACUGGUGAGAGCUCUAGUGAAUGAGGAGCAGAUUGUUUUGAGGUCAGGCCUUCGUCUUUUUUCAACAGACUGUGUGUAACGUGUUGGGCGAGAGGACAGAAGUUCCCCUUCAGCUGCCUAGCCUCGAGGGCCAAAGACUGCUUCUGAACGGAGGUCAUGCCAGAGACUGACAUUGAUGUUAUUCCAGAGGGGCAGAGAGCCCACGUUCUGCUCCCAUGCUGCUGCCUGGAGACCUCUAAGCCAUAAAGCACCUUCUCAGAGCAUGCCCUUGAUGAUUUGAGCCCUUGUGGGUGUGUAGGAUGGCUUCAACUCAAAAGUAGAAGCCGCCUUCACACUCACUGAGGGUUUGGAAGAGCAUAAACAGCUGAUGUAUGAGGUUUUAUUGAGACAUCUGUUCAAUUAUGUAUUGUAAUAUCUUAAUUGUUUAUAAUUAUAUAAAUUAUAAUAUAAAAAUAUAAAAUAUAAAUAAAUUAUAUAUUUAAAUUGUGAACUAAUGUACCUUUAAUUCCCACAUUUUUAGAUGUGAAAAUUUUCCGUUUUGUGACAAGCUCCUUUUAGUGCAAGCUCAAAAAUAUACUUAACAGAUUGUGGAAUCUUUAAGCCUUUGUUUGACAUUAUGCUUGUAUCAGCAGGCCUUGAGACUUACUAUUGCAAAUGUAAAAAUGGCCCCGGAACAAGAACCUGGGCAAAAAACUGGAGAUAAUAGGCAUGUACCCAAACAAAUGAACAAUAUCUGCAAAUUACCCUUGAGUCUAAAUUGUCUAGAUCUGCUCCUGGAUUGAUGCAGUGACUUUGGAUCAGUUUGAUGCAGUGACUUUGUAUUCCUGAACAGUUUUUGCAGCAUGGUAGGGUGCAUUAUCCUGCUGAAAGUGGCCACUGCCAUUGGAGAAUACCGUUGCCGUUAAAGAGUGUACUUGGUCUGCAAUAACAUUAGGUGCUAUGGUGUAAGAACCACCAGUAGCCCUUCUUGGGACAAAUUUUGGUAGGUACUAACCACUGUAUACUGGAAAAAACUCCACAAGACCUGUCUUUUUAGAGAUACUCUGACUCGGUCAUCUAGCCAUCACACUUUGGCUACUGUCAGAACCUUACGCUUGCCUAUUUUUCCUGCUUCCAACACAUCAACCUCAAGGACUGACUGUGCACUUGCUACCUAAUAUACCUCACUUGGUAUGUGUGUAAACUGGUUUGAACUGAGUCUUGGUGUAUUAUGGUUUUAUCUAUUGUUGUUGGUUUUGUUGUUGGUGGUAAUUUUUAUUUCUUUUCUUUUUUUUUAACAAAAGUUUUUUUUUAAUUUUAUUGAGUAAAGAUGCAAUUUCAGACAAAAUAAAUAAAAUUGUCAGUUUCGUAAUUCUUUCAAUCUUUGUUAAGUGUAGGAAUUGUUAAGUUUGUAAAUUUGAGAUGAUGUUGUGUAACACUGUACUUUAGGGCAGCACGUGACUACUGACACAAGUCUAAAAAUGUUCAUAAAAGUGUUGUUUGUUUUGA
Tachysurus fulvidraco (yellow catfish) is the source of this 5025-nucleotide messenger RNA. It is a transcript of the gene cep15, whose product is annotated as chromosome 2 C3orf14 homolog. Lineage: Eukaryota; Metazoa; Chordata; Actinopteri; Siluriformes; Bagridae. The transcript is spliced from 4 exons. The coding region runs from base 121 to 558 and encodes 145 amino acids. The record is from RefSeq and is a predicted model, not a curated record.